This is a messenger RNA of Hypomesus transpacificus, 1126 nucleotides long. RefSeq names its product proteasome 20S subunit alpha 5 (gene psma5). Lineage: Eukaryota; Metazoa; Chordata; Actinopteri; Osmeriformes; Osmeridae. Bases 90 to 815 code for a protein of 241 amino acids. Gene Ontology annotation, cellular component: proteasome core complex, alpha-subunit complex; nucleus; proteasome core complex. The record is from RefSeq and is a predicted model, not a curated record. The transcript has 10 exons. Gene Ontology annotation, biological process: proteasome-mediated ubiquitin-dependent protein catabolic process.
UGUCCUUUAUUGUCACACAACUACACACUUCCUUCCUCGCGAAACAAGCGAACUCAUUGAUCUAAAGCCGGAGAUCUGGUGUACAGAAGAUGUUUUUGACAAGAUCGGAAUAUGACAGGGGAGUGAACACCUUUUCUCCUGAGGGAAGACUGUUCCAAGUGGAAUAUGCCAUUGAAGCAAUAAAGCUUGGGUCCACAGCCAUUGGCAUCCAGACAUCUGAGGGGGUGUGUCUGGCUGUGGAGAAGAGGAUCACCUCUCCUCUCAUGGAGCCCAGCAGCAUUGAGAAGAUUGUCGAGAUUGACACUCACAUUGGCUGUGCUAUGAGUGGCUUGAUUGCUGAUGCCAAGACCCUCAUCGACAAAGCCAGGGUGGAAACACAGAACCACUGGUUUACCUACAAUGAAACAAUGACUGUGGAGAGUGUAACCCAAGCCGUGUCUAACCUGGCCCUGCAGUUUGGAGAGGAGGAUGCAGACCCUGGAGCCAUGAGCCGGCCCUUCGGAGUGGCUCUCCUCUUUGGGGGUCUGGAUGAAAAGGGACCCCAGCUGUACCACAUGGACCCCUCUGGCACCUUUGUGCAGUGUGAUGCCCGGGCCAUCGGCUCCGCCUCUGAGGGAGCGCAGAGCUCUCUACAGGAGGUCUACCACAAGUCCAUGACGUUAAAAGAUGCCAUCAAGUCAUCCCUCACCAUCCUGAAGCAGGUGAUGGAAGAGAAGCUCAAUGCUACCAACAUCGAGCUGGCCACCAUAGAGCCAGGGAAGACCUUCCACAUGUACUCCAAGGAGGAGCUGGAGGAUGUGAUCAAGGACAUCUAGAGCACAGUGGGCCUCUGGGUGUAGUCUGGCCUCUAGAGAGGGAUCUGACCAGGGCAGAGGACAACCACACUGCUACAACUACAUUUCCCAUCAGCGCCAUGUCUCCCCACUGCUUUCAGAGCUUCCUGGUUCAGACAGGAGGCUUCUGAUUGUGAUGUCUUGUUAUUGUUCUUCUGUCUCUCAUACUGCAGGUUUCUACAGUUCUGUACAGGUGUCAGUCAGAUCAGUGCUUGGAGCUGAGUGACAUUAAAGGGGGGAGGGUAAUUUUUUGUUACGGAUCGAUGCCACAAUUAAACAAUUGUAUUCUGAAA